Molecule: messenger RNA, 1138 nt
Organism: Theobroma umbraticum
Lineage: Eukaryota; Viridiplantae; Streptophyta; Magnoliopsida; Malvales; Malvaceae
Product: pathogenic type III effector avirulence factor Avr AvrRpt-cleavage: cleavage site protein
Source: RefSeq, a predicted model, not a curated record
GUACCCUAUGCUUCCUCUCUCUCUUAGCUGCCCUUUCCCCUCUUUUAAAUUGACAGAAAUUCCCACGCCCACCCAAGAAAGAAACAAGAGAAAGAGAACACAAAUUGGAAACUCUCCAGUCCAGUCUCCUCCCUUUCAAAGGGCCUCUUGAUCUCGAAAGUCAGGUCAAUCUCCAAGAUAUUCCACCACUUCUUUCUCUGUCUCUCUCUCUCUGUGUCACAAUAUGGAUGAUUAUUAUAGAAGGAGCCAUGUUCCAGCUUUUGGCAGCUGGGAUUGGAACAAUGACCUCCCGUUUACUCAGUGUUUUGAAUCAGCUAGACAAGCUGGGUUGCUUCGUUACAGCUACUCCGAGGAUCGCGAUUUGUAUGUUGCUGGUGAUCUUUAUGAGAAUGACGUCGUUACGCCUGCCAUGAUUGUUGUUCCUCGCAGAAGGACAAAAGUACGUCAGUCGCAUGUUAAAGAAGGGAAAAAGCAACGCUGGGAGGUCAGUGACGUGAAGGAACCAGCAAGCCCCACUCCUCUGCCCAGGCAAACGCCCAAACCCGUUGAUGAAGACCUCUACAAAAUCUCCCCUGAGCUCCUUUACGCAAAGCCCAAAAAGAAGAGAGGAUUGGGUUUCUUUUCAAGCUGCUUGGUGCCAACUUGUGCAUUGUGAAGCUGCCAUUCCCAAGUGCUAAAUUAAAGCUUAUAUAUAUAUAUAGGAUCACGUAAAUAGAGUUUAAGGAGUUGAGAAGAGUUAAUGGAGAUGCCGUGGGCUGGACUUCUUUCCCUUCCCUUUAUAUAUUAGGGGGAAUUACUGGGUUAAGAAGAGAAUUGUUAUAGUGAUUAUUACUAUUAUCAUCAUUAUUACCAUGUGAGAAGCAGAAUCUUGUUGUCAAGGAGAAGGGUUUUUCUUUUAAACCCUUUCCUCAUGUUUUUUUGUUUGUAUGGCUCAGUCUUUUGGAGGCUCUGACAAUGGAAAAUUGGGAAUCUUGGUUGACCAUAUUCGGAAUGAAAAAGGAUAGUGAAAAGAGAAGAAUGCUGGUUUCUCAAGAUUUGUAUAUUUUCUUUGAAUUACUAUGAUGUAAAACAGUCCUCUGCAUAUUGUACUACCCUUUUUUAGCAAUUGAAAUCAAAUCUAUGACUAUGAGAUUGAGAG